AUGAAAAGUACUUAUUUAAUCAAAGAUGUUAUAUAUGAAAAGAAUCAAGAGAGACAAUAAUAAUUCCAUAGAAACAAGUUGAAAGAGAUAUUGUCAUAAGUACUAAAAUAAAAAAAUAAUUAUUAUAGCCAUUGCAAUUGAAUUCUGAUGUUAUAAUGUAAAAAUUAAAACACAAACAUGAAUAGAUUAAAUUAACUUAAUAAUUCUAUACAUAAGAAUAGAACAUUGAGAAAUCUAGAAUUGAUAAAAAUUUGAUGUUAAAACUAAUAAAUAGAAAUAACAAGUCAACAAAUAAUGUAUUAUAAACAACAACACGUUCAAUUAAUAGAAGUUCUAAGGUAAAUAUGUACUUGUAAACUAUAAAUAAUGAAAACAAAAGCUUAGCAACAAGAAUAUAUUCACUUCCAUCAGUUAUAAAUUCUUAGAGACAUCAAUAGGAUUAUGAGAAUCAUAAAUCGGAUCUUAAAAUCAUGUAGAGAUUUCAUAAAUAAAAAUAAUAAACAACUUAGGAUGUUUUGAAUUAAUAAAUAUAGGAAAUUUUAGGAAAAGGAUUUGAAGGAUCAAAGUAUUAGAAUUUGAAUUUUUUGAGACAAAUAGGAAAAUAAAAUAAAUUCUUAUUUAUAAUUCCUUUGUAAAUGAGGUUGUUUUCAAAGUUUAGUAAUAAUAGAAAUAAUCCACCAUAUUUUUAAGUGAAAGCAUUUAAUGAAUAAAAAUAUUUAGGAGAAUCAAAAUCUUUGUAAUUGAAUGAUUUUCUAGGUUCUUUGACUGGAUUAUUAGUUUCUUAGGAUCUCUUUACAAUAAAGUUUACUCUCAAUAAAAUUAAAUAAAAUGAGGAUGUAAAUAAAAAUAAAAUAGAAUUAGAUUGAGAUAGGACAUUUUCAAUUUACUGAAUCAGCCUCUUCGAUAAAAACUAAACGAGUAAGAGAUAAUAUAGAAGCAUCAAUAAAUGAUCCAAUAGAAUGUUUUUUAAAGAAGGAGAUAAAUAAAGAAUAAGUAUGUGUGGGAUUAUUUGAAUACUAGAUAAUUUAAUUUUGUUAUUGUGUAAAUUAAAAGUAUUUUUCCAUUGAUUUACUAGUUAAUAAUUAAUGAAAGAUAAAUAAUCAUAACCAUAAUACUAAAUUGAGAUAGUAUAGGUGUCCCCAUAAAAGUCUGGAUAAAAGAGUUAUUCUGAAAUGGAUAAAUUGUAAUUAGAUUGA
Messenger RNA from Paramecium sonneborni, 1196 nucleotides. Lineage: Eukaryota; Ciliophora; Oligohymenophorea; Peniculida; Parameciidae. The record is from the annotation of a GenBank genome assembly.